UGAGUUGUUUUCAUUAGCGGCACGCGAUUGAUUGCAAAACAGCACAGGCAUAUUGUAGAAAAGCGGAAAUUUUACAGCAAUUUAAAAUGUCGCUUGCUGCUGCGAGUGGUACGGGAAGAUUUUGGGCACGGUCAGCAAAAACAAUUCGCUUUGUGCGUCAAGGAUGUACAAAUCGACCCUUUUUCCACAUUGUAGUAAUGGAGCGCCGCAAAGAUCAAUACCAACCAGUCAUUGAACAAGUGGGAACGUAUGAUCCAAUUCCAAACGAGCACAAUGAACAGCUGGUAUCGUUUAACUAUGAACGCAUCCGUCAUUGGAUUGGUAGCGGAGCCCAUAUAUCGAAGCCGGUGGCGGAGUUAUUAGGUAUUGCCGGCUUGCUUCCAGUCCAUCCGCGGACCUAUAUGACCGCCUGGCGAAAUAGACAAAUGGCUGAGAAGCUUGCACAGAUCAAUGCGGUAAAAAAUUCGGAUAAUGUCGAUAGUACAACAAGCAACAGUUAAAGAAACCGCAAUUGGUCUUUUCAUAGAUUUUACUGUAUAAUAAAGCGUGGAAUGGAUAUUCCCUUCCAAUUAGUCGAAAAAAAGAUUCACGUUUAAUUCGACGUAAAUUUGCAAAGAAAACAAAUGAUACAUAAGUAUUAAACAAUAGCACAUCCGGCUACUGAACAAUUACUCACAGUCCAAUUAAAACAGUCCCACGAUUUUUAGAAAAUGCACAAACCCAUAAUGAAAUGGCAAACAGUUACUAAAAGAAAAUAAUUUUGGCCCGUUCUGCAAGCCGUUUUGCUUUUCACAAAAUAUGUCAUUAUCAUUGUUUUGUCCCGACGCGAAGAUUAAAUCGAAACGGAGAACAAAAGCCCGAAUCUCUCUGGGUAAAUCUCUACCUGGGUUAACGAAUGCCACCUCAAAAGUCCUUACAAAGAUCAUAUAUUUACUUCGAUCGAUCGAUCGAUUUUGG
Messenger RNA from Anopheles gambiae (African malaria mosquito), 957 nucleotides. It is a transcript of the gene mRpS16, whose product is annotated as small ribosomal subunit protein bS16m. Gene Ontology annotation, molecular function: structural constituent of ribosome. Lineage: Eukaryota; Metazoa; Arthropoda; Insecta; Diptera; Culicidae. Gene Ontology annotation, cellular component: ribosome; mitochondrial small ribosomal subunit. The coding region runs from base 87 to 500 and encodes 137 amino acids. Gene Ontology annotation, biological process: mitochondrial translation. The transcript has 3 exons. The record is from RefSeq and is a predicted model, not a curated record.